Messenger RNA from Arabidopsis thaliana (thale cress), 633 nucleotides. RefSeq names its product RmlC-like cupins superfamily protein. The record is from RefSeq and is marked reviewed. Gene Ontology annotation, biological process: regulation of root development; plasmodesmata-mediated intercellular transport. The transcript has a single exon. Bases 1 to 633 code for a protein of 210 amino acids. Gene Ontology annotation, molecular function: manganese ion binding. Lineage: Eukaryota; Viridiplantae; Streptophyta; Magnoliopsida; Brassicales; Brassicaceae. Gene Ontology annotation, cellular component: apoplast; plasmodesma.
AUGAAGUUCUUCGUCGUGAUCGUGUUUUGUGCAAUCUUCUUAUCUGUCUCUGGGGAUUCGGACAAUAUGCAGGACACAUGUCCCACGGCUCCGGGAGAACAGAGCAUCUUCUUCAUCAACGGCUAUCCUUGCAAGAACCCGACCAAGAUUACCGCUCAGGAUUUCAAGUCCACCAAACUUACAGAAGCUGGAGAUACAGACAAUUAUCUCCAGUCGAAUGUCACAUUGCUCACUGCAUUAGAGUUUCCAGGUCUCAACACUCUUGGCCUCUCGGUCUCACGGACUGAUCUUGAAAGGGACGGAUCUGUGCCGUUCCAUUCGCAUCCGAGGUCAUCUGAGAUGCUCUUUGUGGUCAAAGGAGUCGUGUUUGCUGGAUUUGUGGAUACUAACAACAAGAUUUUUCAAACGGUUCUGCAAAAAGGCGAUGUUUUUGUCUUCCCUAAAGGAUUGCUUCAUUUCUGCUUGAGCGGUGGCUUUGAACCAGCCACCGCUUUCUCGUUUUACAAUAGCCAGAAUCCUGGAGUCGUGAAUAUUGGAGAAGUUUUUGGGAUCGAUCAAGAGCAUAUAAAGAUCAUGACGAGGUGUUUAGCUACUGGCUCUGGCUGUAGGGUCACUGACGGUGAUGAGCUUUAG